UGAAACUGCGCCUCUUUAGGCAAAUACAGUACCCAAACUACCCACAUUCUCUCUCGAACAUCUACGUAUACUUGUUUUCUCUAACGGAGAAGAUUUUUUGGGCUAUUAUCCUGCGCCACCGAGUACAGGGUCUUGGGAUCGCAGAAUGUCAUCUAUAACGGGGUCGAAACCCGUGGCAGUACCACGCUUUCUCUUGCCUCGACUCACCUGGACGACGACAAGGGCCACCGCCUCGCUGGUCGAGCCAGUGCCACGGACAGUGCACACCACGAGACCUUCGUCGUCGCUCAAGAAGAAGCCUACUCCCUCCUCUUUCAGGCGGGGUCCCGCGUCUCGUUCAAUACACACCACCACCGCCGCGGCCGCCGCGGCGACGAUCCCUUCGGGGCCCGUUGCGCCGUCGAAGUCUUCGUCUCCGUCCUCGCGCUCACCCCGCGCCUGGACCGUCCGACCCCUCCCCGUCGACUCUGCGCCCAUCCGACACAAUGGCGUGUACGUGGCGACGUUCAAGACGGCCCGGCGGGCGUUCUCGGCGACCGCGGCGUGCCAAAAGGACCACCACUUUGACACGCUGAAGUUUGUGCAGCGCCUCAAGGACGAGGGGUUCAGCGAGGAACAGGCCGUGGCGAUGAUGCGGGUGCUCAACGACGUCAUCGAGGAGUCCAUCCAGAACCUCACCCGGACCAUGGUCCUGAAGGAGGACGCCGAGCGGAGCACCUACACCCAAAAGGUCGACUUUGCCAAGCUCCGCAGCGAACUGUCCAACGCCGACAGCACCGAGGCCCAGCUGACCCGGUCCAGCCACGAGCGGCUGUCGAGCGACCUGGCGAAGCUCAACGCCAGGCUGAGGGACGAGAUCGGCCGCACCCAGGCCAGCGUCCGGCUCGACCUGAACCUCGAAAAGGGCAGGAUCAGGGAGGAGGCCAACGGGCAGGAGAUGAGGAUCAAGGAGACCGAGGCCCGGAUCGAACAGGAAGUCGCCGGUCUCCGGGAACGUGUAGAGGCCGUCAAGUUUUCGACCCUGCAGUGGUUGAUGGGUGUCUGUACCGGAACUGCGGCUCUCAUUCUGGGUGCUUGGCGUCUGUUGAUGUGAGAGAGUUACAAAAAGCCAGGGGAUUUUAUGUUGUUUUUCCCCCCUGUCUCUUUAUCAUUGAUAUCAAGAUACCAAACAUCGAAUGUGGUGUACACACAUCUGCUACACACGCAACUCCAACGCCAGUAUAAGAUGCUGGGCAGUUUAUUUUUCCCAUCCUUGGGCUCGACUACUGAAAAAAAAAGAAGGUGUGGGACUGAGUUGUUGAACAGUCUUUUUGUAUCCAUCCUCUCUUGCGGUAGAGCACGAUGAAUCCAGAACUUAUCUACGAAAUAUACCUACCUGUCUUGACUACUCCGUACCUUGGGUACCUACUUGUCUAGGUAACCAGGAGCUAGCUAUAUGAAAUUAAUCAAAUGAUGGCCUCAAAAUGCCAACAUCAC
Molecule: messenger RNA, 1476 nt
Organism: Exophiala oligosperma
Lineage: Eukaryota; Fungi; Ascomycota; Eurotiomycetes; Chaetothyriales; Herpotrichiellaceae
Exons: 2
Coding region: 146-1093 (315 amino acids)
Cellular component (GO): mitochondrion
Source: RefSeq, a predicted model, not a curated record